AUGUAUUCUAUCGAAGCAAAAGAUGGAAAAGUACCCUUUGAAGAAGCGCUCGGGAAAACAGGUUAUGGCUUGUACAGUUACCUGAUAAUAGCGCUAGCGGGCGCGUCCACCAUCUCCUUCGUAGCUUUGAUAUACGGAAGCACCAUUAUCGUGCCAGCAAGUGCAUGUGAACUAGAAACCACCACGGCACAGCAGGGGCUUGUGGUCGGGGUGCCUGUUGCAGUUUCGACAGGGGCGUUGAUAGGCUCUCUGCUAUGGGGCUUUCUGGGCGACACGCGCGGCCGCCGCCGCAUGCUGCUGGUAUCGCUGGCGCUGGGCGCCGCGUCCAACGCGCUGGCCAGCAUAUCUGUCAACUGGAUCAUGCUGAUGAUCAUCCAGCUAUGCACCGUCACUUUGGGCUCAGGGAUAUACGUGCUGUCAAUGACUCUGCUCAGCGAGAGUGUACCACUACAGAAACGUAAUGUCGCCAUGGUUCUGGUUUCCAGCGUCUUUCUACUAUCACAAGGCAUUUUAUCAGUAAUGUCUAUACCCAUCAUCCCGUUGACGUUUUCUUACCACCUGGAGGCGCUUGGUAUCUACUGGAACUCCUGGCGUACUCUGCAGGUGGUGUACUCACUGCCGUGUCUUAUCUGCGCGGUGUUCUGGGUAUUCAUGCAGGAGAGCCCCAAGUACGUACUGGCUAGUGGAAAUGAGGACCAGGCACUGAAGAUCUUGAGGACCAUCCACAGGUUGAAUAAUUGCAGACGUGGGGAAGAAUUGCAAGUAAAAGCGCUUCUGCAAGAGAAGGAUGCCACAUCCGAAAAGAAGUCAAAUGUUAAGGAGCAAAUAGCGCCGCUAUUCAAGAAACCAUAUUUGAAGAGCACUUUAAUCAUGGCCAGUCUCUUCAUGUUCAACAGUGUAGUAGCCUUCGUCGUGUGGGCUCCGAGCAUCUUCAAUCAACUGAUGACACUGCUGGAGACAAAAGAGGGUUCGGACCUCACGCUCUGCCAGAUCAUCGCCACAGAAGUUGACGUUGAUCCUGAUGCAGCACCCUGUUCCAUCAACAGUACCGCUAUGCUGCUACUCCUGGCCAUGUGUGCGCUGCAAUCUGUAUUCAACACCAUCCUCAGCCUGAUAGUGGACAAAGCAGGCCGCCGCAACACCGCCAUGGCCGUCGCCUCCGUGUGCGGCUUGUCCGGCGUGCUGGUCAACUUGGUCCCCAAUGCCAUAGGCACGGCUGUGCUGUUCGCAGUUUUCUCCCUGGGUGGCGUGACGUCGGGCUUUUAUACCGCUAUCGCUGUUGCACUGUUCCCCACACGACUGAGGUUUGUUUCCAUGACGGAUCAUCAUCAACAGCCAUUUUUGUCUGUUGUUUCCAGGACCAUGGCUAUGGCUUUACAAAUGGUGGGCGCACGGCUGAUGAGCGUCGUUUUAAUUCAAAUCAUCAACUACCUCCUUGUCAAUUCUUGCGAGCUGGGCUUCUACCUCUUCUCAAUUCUGUUUGCCUCAUCAGCGUUGGUAUUGGCUCUAUUACCAGACGACCGCCAGCUGCUCGCGCCGCUGAAACAGCCCAAUCCGGAAAUUGUUGAUGAGCAACAUGAGCAGAGGACAUCCAUUUAACUUAUAUUUGUAUGCAACAUGUCUGUAUUUUUAUUACUUUUUAACAGCUGAAGCCUUUGUAUCAAGAAUAAAGAUCUGUGAUUAUA
Cydia strobilella is the source of this 1685-nucleotide messenger RNA. Its product is annotated as solute carrier family 22 member 11-like. Lineage: Eukaryota; Metazoa; Arthropoda; Insecta; Lepidoptera; Tortricidae. The record is from RefSeq and is a predicted model, not a curated record. Gene Ontology annotation, molecular function: transmembrane transporter activity. The coding region runs from base 1 to 1599 and encodes 532 amino acids. Gene Ontology annotation, biological process: transmembrane transport. Gene Ontology annotation, cellular component: membrane. The transcript has 11 exons.